Molecule: messenger RNA, 2566 nt
Organism: Uranotaenia lowii
Lineage: Eukaryota; Metazoa; Arthropoda; Insecta; Diptera; Culicidae
Product: transcription factor grauzone-like
Exons: 4
Coding region: 161-2434 (757 amino acids)
Biological process (GO): regulation of DNA-templated transcription
Cellular component (GO): nucleus
Molecular function (GO): DNA-binding transcription factor activity, RNA polymerase II-specific; RNA polymerase II cis-regulatory region sequence-specific DNA binding; zinc ion binding
Source: RefSeq, a predicted model, not a curated record
AAAAUCAAACUACAUCGCCAUAUCUUUCGCACUGGGGAUAAAUACAGUCGAAAAAGAAAAAUCUUUGUUUUGAUUUUCCGCGGAGUUCGUCGCGCUGGUUCAGUUUUUCUCGGAUAAAUCGUGUAAACCUAAGUUUUCCUGCAUUCCCGUUCCGAAAAAAAUGUCCUCCAAGCCGCUGGAAAGCUGCUUCACCUGCCUGCGCCGAACCGACCACUUCCUGGAAAUCACCGGUCCCGACACGGUCAGCGGCGACAACGUUUCCGAGGUGUUUACCCAGCAUUUUUGGUUCACGGAAAAUGAGUACCACAACCAGAUUCUCUGCACCAGCUGCUGGGAGAAGAUUGACGAGUUUCACAAAUUUUACUGCGAAGUGGAACGGGUCAGACCGCGCGUUGCCCAGGUCAAGGAGGAAAAAGUUGACAUUGAGGAAGAUGAAUUCAGGGAAUCGCUGCUGGUGGGCGAGGACAUCUCCGAGGAAGGCUUAACAUCAACCAGAGUGUUCGUAGAUCCAAUUUGUAAAAUAGAAGAUAUCAAAGAUGAGUCGGGUCCGAGCAACCUAACGGAUAAACUGCCAAACGUAGUUCAGAGUGGACUGGACGAAGGUGAACAUGCUGUGGUUGAUGACCCUGAAGAUGAAGAAGCAUCUGAUCACGACGACGCUGGUGAGGAAUUCCUCCAAGAAUCCGAACCGUCUGAUUCCUCGUCGUCCAACGAGGAGUCUGAGUCGGAUUCUGAAUCGGAUUUGCCGCUGGCAAAACGAAUGGCUCGGAAAAGAGACGCCGGGAAAAAGUUGUUGACUAAAAUGGUGACAACGGUCAAAAGAAGGCGUCGGAGGGGUGGAACACGUCAGGAAAGAAAGGAGAAGAAGGACAACGACGAGUUGAAUCAGUUUAUUCGAGAGCACAUGGACAUCACGUGCCAUCGAUGUGCCGAGGAAGGCAAUGGAAAUGAGGAAACGUUUGAGUCAUUUUACAGGCUGAGGGUUCAUUUUAAAAAUGUUCACAAUACUUAUGGGUACGUUCAUUGUUGCAACAAAAAGUGGCCAACGAAGACGGGAUUGGCGGAACAUUUGAAGAAUCAUGAACCGAACAAGGAUGAUACCAGUCGGUGUGUGGAGUGCAAUUGUAUUUUCAAGGAUAAAAACAGCUAUGCCAAUCACAUGUUCCUGGUACAUACGCCGGAGAACGAGAAACAGUUCAAAUGUAACAGAUGUGUGAAGGCUUUCGCGGCUCAGGAACUGCUCAACAGUCACCUGACCUGGCACGAUAAUGUGGAAAAGAAGAAUCACUAUUGCGGUAUUUGUGACAAAUAUUUGGUCAGCGCCAGGAAUCUCGAAAAUCAUAAUCUCAAUCAUCACUCCUUUGGGGAAGGAGCGUCGGCACCAGACCAGGCUUCCACUUUGCCUUCGAAUGAGAUGGAACAAACGGUUCAAAGCGAGGCCCCUGCCAAGCCGAAACGAACGGCGGCCGAUCUGGAACGGGAAGACGAUCUGAUCAAGCAGUUUGUGUCUCUCAACUGCUCCAAGUGUGACUUCGUAGGAGAUACUUUCAACAAACUCUCGUACCACGCGUUCAAAGCACAUGGGAUGAAUUCUCACCCUUUAAUAUGUUGUGACAGGAAGUUCGGAAAAAGGCAACGUCUCUACGAACACGUGUUAAAACACCUGAACCCGGAUCACUUCAAGUGUGACAUCUGCGGCAAAACCUACUCGGACAGUUCCGGGUUGCAGAUCCACAAGUGGUGGAUGCAUACACCAGCCUCGGAACGACCCUUCAAAUGCGACAUUUGUGGAGCCUCCUUCAUGAAGGACUAUCUCCUCAAACAGCACACCAACUGGCACGUGAACAAAGUACGCAGAACCCAUUAUUGCGAAAUUUGCGACAAAGCCUAUUCCAACGCCAUCCAGCUGAAAGGUCAUCAACAAAAGAAGCACGGCGCCGUUUCCGACUGGGUUUGUGAUAUUUGCGCCCGAGGAUUCUCGCACCGAGCCGCCCUCGAAGAACACCGGCUGAAACACUCCGAGGAGGGGCUCCAAAGUCUGAAGAUGCAGUGCGAAAAAUGCCAAAAGUGGCUCAUCAACAAGAAGAGCUACCUCAGGCACCGGCGACGAUGCUACGACACCACCGGUCCGGUAACGUGCGACAUUUGCGGAAAGGUUUCCAUCAACGAGGUGGCCCUGAUGGGCCACAAGAACUUCCACCACUCGAACCGGGCCCUGUUCACCUGCUCGUUUUGCGGGAAGGUUUCCAAAACCCAGCUGCGUCAUAAAGAACACGAGGCGACGCACACCGGAGCGAUCCUGUACCAGUGCCCGUGGUGUCCGCGGACCUCCAAUUCCAGCUCCAACAUGUACAGCCACAAGAAGGUGGCCCAUCCGGAGCUGUGGGCCGAGCAGGUGGCGCAGAAAAAUAGCAGACGGGGCUUGAGCAAAUAGAGGUACAUAAAGGUAAGUAGGUCACUAAGUUCAUAGUUUAGAAUUAAGGAAUCGAUUCUUAUAGCAAUUUAAAUUUAUGUUGGUUUACAUUUGGAAAGUAUAUAUGUAAAGGUAUAUUUUAAAGCCUGGCUA